Messenger RNA from Bathycoccus prasinos, 690 nucleotides. RefSeq lists its product with no specific name. The transcript has a single exon. NCBI's taxonomy places the organism in Eukaryota, Viridiplantae, Chlorophyta, Mamiellophyceae, Mamiellales, Bathycoccaceae. Bases 1 to 690 code for a protein of 229 amino acids. The record is from RefSeq and is a predicted model, not a curated record.
AUGAAACGCACGCGAUACCUCCUCCGCGCCGCCGUGCAAGGCAGCGGAACGCGUCUCAAAAGCACACUCGUUGGUGGAAAGUUAUUAUCCGGCUCGAAAUUCCUCGCCGAGUGCGAACCGUACAAAAGAAUCGUCGCGGUUGCCAUUCCGUCCGAUUUUCGUUCGCGUGACGUUGACGACGCGAAGAAGACGAACGAGAACGAGAACGAUAAACCGUGCGCGAAUUGCAUCGGCAUAUCCCAAACGAACUUUUACCACUCCUUGGCGGAACCGAAAUCAGUCGCCAUGGUGCGUUCAAAGACCGGGGUCCCACCGUACGCGACGAUCGCGAGGCAACUCCUUCGCAUCGCCAAAGAGGAGACACGUCUCGCUGGAGUCCUUUUUAUAACCACGGAAAGAGGCGCGGUCGACGAAUCGGACGCAACGAGAUUUAAAGACGGUAUAGUCAAAGAGGCGAAAGAGUUACAACGACAACACCAAGGAGAGAAAGGAGGGACGUGUUUAUUAGAGAACGUCCCGAUGGGAUUUAGCGACGUCGACGACGAGCGAGAAGGGAGUUGGAGAGAACUCGGGAACGCGAGGGAGGAAGAGGAAGGGGAGAGUUGGGCGCCGGCGGCGGCGAGGGCGAGCGCGAGAAGGUUAAGGACGUUUUUAGAGAAGGAGCAAGGCGCGUUGAACACGUUCGGGUGA